CACUGGAUCUCAAAAAGUCUCAACAGAAGAAGAAGGAAGGAAGGAAGGGCGUUCGUUGGGAGUCGUUCAUGCCUGCACCGAUCUCUCUGUUAUCAAUCAUCGUCCUCGAUCUUCCUCACCUCGCAUCCUCCAUUGACUGGUUGGGAUACUGUCCGUAUCUCCUCAUACCUGUCGCUCGUGGCCUCAGUUCUGGCUCUGUUCCCGGGAUUCGACCCUCAACAUGUCGGCCACGUUAAAACCGUAUUUGCUGGCCGUGAAGCGAACGCUGCAGGCUUCCAUGUGUCUGGAGAACUUCUCGUCUCAGAAGGUGGAGAAGCACAACAAGCCCAUGAUUGAGGUCAAGGAGUCGCCCGAGCUGCUCCUCAACCCGGUGAUUAUAUCGCGGAAUGAGAAGGAACGGGUCUUGAUCGAGCCGUCCAUCAACUCGAUCCGGGUCUCCAUCGCCAUCAAGCAAGCCGAUGAGAUCGAGAAGCUCUUGUGUCACAAGUUUAUGGGUUUUAUGAUGAGACGAGCCGAGAACUUUAUCAUUUUGAGGCGGAAAAAGAUUGAGGGCUACGAUAUCAGUUUCCUGAUUACCAAUUUUCACACCGAGGAGAUGUACCGACACAAAUUGAUCGAUUUUGUCAUCCAUUUCAUGGAGGAAAUCGACAAGGAGAUCUCGGAAAUGAAGCUUUGUGUGAAUUCUCGGGCUAGAAUUUGCGCCGAAGAAUUUCUUAAGCGGUUCUGAAAAUCCUGUGAUAACCCCGCCUCCGUUCCGCUGUUGCUUCCAAAUAUACCGAUGACAUUUCCACUCAUGAGCUUCGUUUCUUGAUUUUUUUUUAUUGCUUUGUCUACAUUAUCCACCAUGAUCUAUGAAUUAAGUAACGUAAAUACAGUGAUGCUUAAGUUUAAAA
Tigriopus californicus is the source of this 893-nucleotide messenger RNA. RefSeq names its product actin-related protein 2/3 complex subunit 4-like (gene Arpc4). The coding region runs from base 221 to 727 and encodes 168 amino acids. Gene Ontology annotation, biological process: Arp2/3 complex-mediated actin nucleation; actin filament polymerization. The transcript has 4 exons. The record is from RefSeq and is a predicted model, not a curated record. Gene Ontology annotation, cellular component: actin cytoskeleton; Arp2/3 protein complex. Gene Ontology annotation, molecular function: actin filament binding. NCBI's taxonomy places the organism in Eukaryota, Metazoa, Arthropoda, Copepoda, Harpacticoida, Harpacticidae.